Pediculus humanus corporis (human body louse) is the source of this 3528-nucleotide messenger RNA. RefSeq lists its product as uncharacterized. The coding region runs from base 1 to 3528 and encodes 1175 amino acids. The transcript has 5 exons. Gene Ontology annotation, biological process: centriole replication. Gene Ontology annotation, cellular component: centrosome. The record is from RefSeq and is a predicted model, not a curated record. Lineage: Eukaryota; Metazoa; Arthropoda; Insecta; Psocodea; Pediculidae.
AUGGAUUUUAAUGGUCCGGGUGUUAGCUUAUUUCAGGGAAAUGAGCUAAACAAUAUUGAAAAUUUAAUUCAAAGGGAAGAAGAAGAAGAAGCUGCAGAAGAGCAAAAAAGGCGUGAAUUAGAGCUUAAAAGUAUAUUGGAAAACGCUUUUGAUGACGUUUCUUUUGAAAACGAUGAUGAGUCAAUUAGUAACGCAAGUCCAACCUAUUUGAAUCAUUCUUCAUUUUUUAAUUCUUCAAAUCGUGGAAAUGAAUUAAAAAAUGUACAGAAUGGAGUUUUGUCAGAUGCAGAACAAAAUGGACAAGGCAAUUUUUUAGAAAAUUUUAGUAAUUCAUCUAAAAGAUCUAAAAAUAGCUCUAUCAAAAGAAUGAACUUCAGUAGUGAAAGUGAAAAUUAUUCAGAUCAGUGUCGAAAAAAAAUGCAAAAUGGUAAUCUUCACGAUGUUGUCGAUGCAAGCGGAGGAGGGGAUGUAACUGAUUCUGCUCAUUUUCCUCGUUAUCUACAAAAAAGUCCUAUAAGUAACGAUAAUCAUUCCAGUGAUGGAUUAAUGAAUGGGUUAAGUGGGAAAAAAAAUGUUGAAUUUUUCAAUGAAGUGCUUGAUAGUAGUGAUCAAAUUAAAGUUUUAUAUGAUGUAAGAGUUAGAGAAGUGCACAGAUUAACUGAAUUAAUUGACUCUAUGAAAAAAGAACACGAUAUUUCGGAGAAAAACUUAAAACAUUUGUUGGCUCUUUCGCAAGCUGAAAAAGAACGUUUAAAUGUCAGUCAAAUGCAACUUCAAAGCUUACUUGUUUCUCACAAGGAGAAACAGGAAAUUCUAGAAAAACAUAUUGUUGAUUUAGAAAGUAAAUACAGUAAUGUUAGUGAUGUUAAUAAUGAACUUACAAAGCAAAUUGAAACGAAUAACAUCAUAAUUAAUGAUUUGGAAAGGAAAAUAAUAGUUUUAGAAAAGGGUAACAGAAGUAAUUUUGAUGCAGUGCAAUAUGAAUCGAAUAUAAAGGGUUUGAUAGAAAAGCAUAAUUUUGAAUUGAUGAAUUUAAAUUUGGAAAAUGAAAAAAUUAACAAAUUAAAUGAUGAGUUGGUUAAAGAAAACAGUGAGUUAAAAGUAAAAAUUAGUCAGUUAAGUCAAAUAAACGAUGAAAAUUUAGCUAAAAAAAGUGAAAUAAUAAGCAGACUUUCGAAGCAAGUUGACGAAGCUCAAAAACAAUGUGAAAAUCUUAUGAAAUCAUCAACGACUGAGGAUAACAUAAGGUUGCAAAUGGAGUUGAAAAUUGUAAAAGAAGAAAAACAAGUACUUAUGACAAGGUUGGAAGGUUUGGAAAAAGAAAUGACGAGGCAGGAAGAAGAAUUGCUGCAGUACGAUUCACUAGAAAAGUUAACUUCAUUUAACGUGUCUGAUUCGAAAAUUGACAGUUCCGACAUUAGCGGAAAGCUCGGCGCGGAAUUAUUCAAAGCAUUAAGCGGACAAAAAGCAAAAAGACAAGAAAUAAAAAAUUUACAGGGGGAAUUAAAAGAAAAAACAAACCAAAUAAAUUCACUCGUUGAAAGUGAUAAAACAUUAAAAAAUGAAAUAACGGAAUUAAAAAAAGAAAUAAAUAGGCUUAAUAUGGAACAUAAAAAAGCAGAAGAAUUAAUCGCGGUAAAAGACUCCGAAUUAUCAGAACUUAAGAAAUCAAAGGAUGUAUCAAAAAAAGAAUUGGAAUUUGCUCAAGAAGAAUUCGAUAGGGAAAAAUUAAAAAUGGAAAAUGAAAUUCGUUUGCUCAAAAAUAAUUUAGAUGUUUUAGAAAAGGAAAAAACUCAAACAAUAAAUAAUUACGGUGAGGAGUACAUGAAAUUUCACGAUGAAAGUUUGAAAAGGGUCAGAGAAGAAGUCGAGGAAUGUUUUAAAAUAGAAUUGUUGAAGAAAAAUUUAGAAAAUGAAAAUCUGCAAAAGGAAAUCGAAGACAUAAAAAAUUUAUACGUUGAAGUUUUUAGCGCGAAAGAAGCUUUAAUCAAACAAUUGGAAAAAGAAAAAAAUUUUAUUCGAAAUGGGGGUAGCGGCGGAGGAGGAGUCGUCGACGUCGACGAAGUUAAAAGACUUCAAAAAGAAUUGGAAAAAUCACGGUUGAGAAUUUUAGAAUUGGAUGAAACAUUGAAGCAACAAUACGAACAAGAAGUUGAAAUAUUGAAUUUGGAAAUAAAUCAGUUGAAUUUACAAUUGGAAAAAACGAAAAAGGAAAAGGAGAGGGAAAUUGCGGAAAAGGACAAGAUACUAAUCGAAAACGAUUUACUCAAAUCCGAAAUCGAACAGAUCACGUCGGAGAAAAAUUUGCUGUUGUUAAAUUUUGAAAAAUUGCAAAAAGACACGGAAGAAGUGAGUAAAAAUAUUUUAAAUUUGAAAGAGGGUGCGAAAAACGAAAUGAAAGAGCAGAAGGAAAAACACGAGUCGGAAAUGCAAUCGUUGAUUAAUAAAUACGAAGUCCUGAUAAGUAAAUUAAAAAAGGAGGUUGAAUUAACUCUCGUCAAAGCGGUGAAAUACGAGUCGACGGUGACACACUCGACGUCACCCAAAAAGCAAAGUACCAAAACGACGGGAUCCCAAUGUUCUCCCUCGUCGUUGGAAAAUAAAUUCAAAUCACCCAAAUCGAAAAUAUUCACGAAAGACACGUGUACGUCUCCCGUUGGACUUUUAACGACGGAUAGGAAAAAUUACAAAGAAACCUGUACGAGAAAUGUCGGAGUCGCGACCGAGCCGGAGCCUAAUAAAAUGUCGAAAAAGGAAGUUGUGGAAAUAUUGGAAAAAUUGGGAGCGUAUCACGAAAACGAAAUUAAAAUACUAGAGGGUAAAUACAAAGCGGCCCUCGGAAAACUUGAUAAGAAAUUUGAAUUGGAAAUCGAUAAAGCUCAAAAACUCAUACGGGGAGAAUUGGAAAAAGCUCACGCGUUGGAAUUGGAACAAAUGGAGGAAAAGCAUAAAAUCGAACUCGAAAAUAGAAUCGAACAGGAGAAGAAAGAAGCCGUCGCGGAUUUAAUCACGGAAUGGGCUUGCGAAGUUCAAAGUUUGAAAGCUUCACAAGCGGAAGCCAAAAUGGAAAUGGAAAGAAUGAGAAUAAAAUACAAAGCCGUGAAAAACGUCGCGUUGCAAUAUAAGAGUUUUUUCAAAAACAAAGCAGAACACAUGAAAGAAGAAUGGAAAAGAAUCGAAGGAGGAUACGAAAGCGCAUUAAAAGAAUUAGAAAAAAACGUACACAUAUUGGUUGACGUUAAAGAAGACGAAGUCAAAGCCAAAGUGGAUUCGAUAACGAAAUUAUACGAAAGGAAAAUAAAUAAAAUGAAAGAAAAAUUACACAGGUACGAAAAUAAAUUGAAAUGGAAAAAUCGGGAUAAGAAAUCCGCGGUUGAUUCGUCGUCGAGCGAUUUUGAAUUAUUAACCGAUUUGGAAUCUCCGAAAGGACCCCCUUUGCCUCCCUCCCUGAAUCCGUCAUUUAAAAUAAGACUGAAAAGCCCCGAAGGAAUUUUAUUACCCGAACCAUCGUCAGAUGAAAAUAAAUAA